This is a messenger RNA of Zonotrichia albicollis (white-throated sparrow), 3070 nucleotides long. The record is from RefSeq and is a predicted model, not a curated record. NCBI's taxonomy places the organism in Eukaryota, Metazoa, Chordata, Aves, Passeriformes, Passerellidae.
AUGAGCCAGGCCAGGCCUCGCUAUGCCAUCGAACGUGCUGCCUACUCUGUCAGCCUCUUCGACGAGGAGUUUGAGAAGAAAACCAGAGCUUACCCCGUCGGGGAGAAACUGAGAAACCUUUUCAGAUGUUCCGCCUCCAGGUUCAGGCUCACCCUCUUCCGCCUGUUCCCCAUCCUGGGCUGGCUCCCCAGGUACAGGAUCAAGGAUUACGUCCUGCCUGACGUCCUCGGGGGGCUCAGUGCGGGGACCAUCCAGACAUUCAUUGACAUUUGUAAAGGUCUGCCCCAAACCAACCUGGCCUCCCUGGUCUACGCCCUGGUCAGCUCUGUGCUCCUGAUCCUUGUCAAGGAGCUCAACCUGAAGUACAUGAAGAAGAUCCGGAUGCCCAUCCCGAUGGAGAUCAUCAUUGUUCCCAGAGCCCACGGUGCCCCUGGUGAGCAAGUGGAAGGACAUGGUGGGCACGGCCUUCUCUCUGGCCAUCGUGGGCUACGUGAUCAACCUGGCCAUGGGGAGGACCCUGGCAGCCAAGCAUGGCUACAACGUGGACCCCAACCAGGAAAUGCUGGCCCUGGGCUGCAGCAACUUCUUUGGAUCCUUCUUCAAAAUCCACGUGAUCUGCUGUGCCCUCUCUGUCACCCUCGCUGUGGAUGGGGCAGGAGCCAAAUCCCAAGUGGCAAGUUUCUUUGUGGCUCUGGUGGUCAUGGUGACAAUGCUGUCCCUGGGAAUCUACCUGGAGCCUCUUCCAAAGUCUGUGCUGGGAGCCCUCAUCGCUGUGAACCUGAAGAACUCCCUCAAGCAGCUGGCUGACCCCUUCUACCUGUGGAAGAAGAGCAAGCUGGACUGUCCGCAACGGCUCUGCCCUGGGCCAGGUGACUUCCACUGACAUCUACAAGAACCCCAAAACCUACAACAAGGUCCAUGAAGUUAAUGGGAUUAAAAUCAUCACCUACUGCUCGCCGCUGUAUUUCGCCAACUCAGAGAUAUUCCGGGAGAAAAUCAUAGCCAAGACAGGGGUGGAUCCUGGCAAGGUGUACUUGGCCAGGAGGAAAUUUGUGAAACGGCAGGGGAAGAGUGCAGCACAAGCACCAGCAAAGCUCCCAAAAUUCCUGCUGAAGGAGAACAAGACCUUGUCUUUGCAAGAGCUCCAGAAGGACUUUGAGAGCGCCUCUCCAACGGACACCAACAACAACCAGACCACUGCCAACGGCGCCGGCAUCUCCUACAUCACAUUCCGCCCUGCUGGCCCCGGGGCUGGGCCAGGGCAGAGCCCUGGGGAGCUGGGCAGCAGCAGCACCACCCUGCAGGGCACCAGCACCACCCUGCAGGGCAGCACCCUCAGCGUCCUGCCCACAGACACCGACCCUGUGCUGGCAGCACCGCCCUACGUCAGCUUCCACACCAUCAUCCUGGACAUGAGUGGGGUGUGCUUUGUGGACCUGAUGGGCACAAAGGCUCUGAGCAAGUUGUGUUCCAGUUACCAGAAGAUUGGGAUCAAAGUGUUCUUGGCAAACGUGCAUGCCCAGGUGUACGACGACAUCAGCACAGGGGGAGUGUUUGAGGAAGGAGGCCUGGACCCAAGUCACAUCUUCCUGACCAUCCACGACGCUGUUUUGUUUGCACUGGCCAGUAUCAGAGAGUUUGUCCACCCACCCAUCUUGGAAGAGAGGCCGACCCAGACAGAGCUCUCCAUCUAUGAUGAGUCUGUGGAUGAGGGCAGUGCAGAGUACAAGAACCUGGAGGAGGAGAUGUUUGGGAGCAUGUUCCACUCAGAGACCCAGACAGCUCUGUGAGCACAGCGGGCAUUGGGCAGACCCUGCAGAGGAGACUCCUCCAGACCCUCCAGAGGAGAUUCCACUCUCCCACCCCUCCAUGGAGAGCUGUGCUUCUACCUGGGGAUGGAACAGGUUUGCAACGAGGCCAUAACCCUCCAGAACUGCCAGAUCCUCCCUGCUCUGCUCAUGAUAAACCCUCCAGAGGAGAUUCCUCCAGACCCUCCAGAGGAGAAUCCUCUCUCCCACCCCUACAUGGAGAUCUGUGUUUCUACCUGGGGAUGGAACAGGUUUGCAACAAGGCCAUCACCUUCCAGACCUGCCAGAUCCUCUCUCCUCCAUGCUCUGCUCAUGGCUGACCCACCAGAGGAGACUUCUCCACACCCUCCAGAGGAGACUCCUCUCUCCCACCUCUCCAUGGAGAUCUGUGCUUCUACCUUGAGUUACAAGCGGUUUGCAACAAGGCCAUCACCGUGCAGACCUGCUAAAUCCUCCCUGCUCUGCUCGUGGCAAACCCUCCAGAGGAGAAUCCUCUCUCCCACUUCUCCAUGGAGAUCUGUGCUUCUACCUGGGGAUGGAACAGGUUUCCAAUGAGGCCAUCACCUUCCAGACCUGUCAGAUCCUUUCUCCUCCAUGCUCUGCUCAUGGCUGGCCCACCAGAGGAGACUUCUCCAGAUCCUCCAGAGGACACUCCUCUCUCCCACUUCUCCAUGGAGGGCUGUGCUUCUGCCUGGGGUUACAACAGGUUUGCAACAAGGCCAUCACCGUGCAGACCUGCUAAAUCCUCCCUGCUCUGCUCGUGGCAAACCCUCCGGAGGAGAAUCCUCUCUCCCACUUCUCCAUGGAGAUCUGUGCUUCUACCUGGGGAUGGAACAGGUUUGCAACAAGGCCAUCACCGUGCAGACCUGCCAGAUCCUCCGUGCUCUGCCCGUGGCACUCAGAGCAGAGCACUCUGAGCAGGCAGAGCCGGCUGGGGCAGCAGGAGCUCAGCAGAUGCCAUCUGGUGGAUUCUCAGCUGGAGGGGACAUUCAGCCACCCUUUUGUCCCUCACCAUCCUCCUGCCCCGGUGGAAUUACACCUCCUGGCCGUCCUGCUCCUCGCCUUUCCCUCCUCCCUGUCUCCCCCAGCGAGUGAAACACAAGCAAACCCUGAGAGCCUUUCAGGAGGUGUGGCAGGGCAGCUGCUGCUCUCUGAUGUGCACUGAGCCCCGAAUUCCCCUGCGUGUCUCUGCAGCCUCUGCCUCUCCUCUUCUGUGUCCCAGCAUCCCAAAAAACACUGCCUCGGACCAGUGGCACCCCAAA